CGCAUCAAACCAGCGAAGAUGAUGGAUGAAGAAGCUACAAAGCGCUACGUCCGGCCCACGGAGGACGGGCAGAACCCGGCUCAGACUAAAGCUCAGGGUCACCAGGAGGAGAGAGAGAUCAGCAUUCUGCCAAGCAGGAGGACGGACGAGGACGAGAUGAGGACGUUGGACUCGUCUUCGUCCUGCUGCCUCAGAGUGAAGGAUCGAUGUCCGCGACCAAAAGGAUUCCUCAACCUGCUGCUCACUAAAGCGUUCCUGCUGGUUCUGCUGUUCGGAACCGUCUGGUCCAUAACGGGUCAGGAGUGUCUUCCUGGAGGGAAUCUGUUUGGGAUCAUCAUCCUGUUCAUCUGCUCCGUCCUGGGAGGGAAGCUGUUGGGUCUGAUCCAGCUGCCCACGCUGCCUCCCUUCCCUCCACUGCUGGGAAUGCUGCUGGCCGGCCUGCUGCUGCGAAACGUCCCCUACGUCAGCGACGCCGUCUUCAUCAGCCCCCACUGGUCUGCGGCUCUGAGGAACGUGGCCCUGUCCGUCAUCCUGACCAGAGCCGGCCUGGGCCUCAACCCCUCGGCGCUGCGCCGCCUCAAAGCGGUGUGUGUGCGAGUGGCGGUGGGGCCCUGCGUGCUGGAGGCCUGCGUCGUGGCUGUGGUUUCUCACUUCCUGCUUCACCUGCCCUGGAUCUGGGGCUUCAUCCUGGGCUUCGUUCUGGCCGCGGUGUCUCCGGCGGUCGUUGUUCCUUCGAUGCUGCUGCUGCAGAGGGACGGAUACGGAGUGGAGAAGGGAAUCCCGACGCUGCUGAUGGCUGCUGGGAGUUUUGAUGACAUCCUGGCCAUCACCGGGUUCUCCACCUGCCUGGGAAUCGCCUUCUCCACGGGUUCCACCUGGAUGAACAUCCUGAAAGGUCUGCUGGAGGUGGUGGGUGGAGUCGCAGCCGGACUGAUCCUGGGUCUGUUCCUGUGCCUCUUCCCCAGCAGCGACCAGGAGGACCUGGUGCUGCGGCGGACGCUCCUGCUGGUGGGGCUCUCCGUGUUCUCGGUCUUCUUCAGCCAUGUUGUUGGCUUCGCCGGCGCCGGCGGCCUCUGCACGCUGGUGCUGUCCUUCCUGGCUGCUCUGGGCUGGAAAACGGACAAGGCGCCGGUGGCGGCCAUGGUCGGCCGCUGCUGGGACGUUUUCCAGCCGCUCCUGUUUGGUCUGAUCGGAGCUGAGAUCACCGUCACGUCGCUCAACCCCAGCACUGUGGGGCUGGGCGUGGCCUGCAUCCUGAUUGGUCUGCUGGUCCGUCUUCUCGUCACCUUCCUGUUGGUCCAUCUGGGAGGUUUCACCCUGAAGGAGAAGCUCUUCAUCGCCGUGGCCUGGCUGCCUAAAGCCACCGUUCAGGCGGCGAUCGGCUCCAAGGCGUUGGACCUGGCGCGGGACAAAGGCGAUGAGACUUUGAUCCAGUUUGGUCUGGACGUGCUAACGCUAGCGGUGCUAGCUAUCCUGAUCACGGCUCCCAUCGGGGCGCUGGGGAUUGGACUGGCUGGGCCGCGCCUCCUGGCCCGACAGGUCAAAGGUGAGACGGAGAGAGAAGCCCCGCCCACCAGCCCUGACGCACCUGCUGAGGAAAAGAGUCACGUGAUCAAUGAGACCAAAGUGUAACGGUUCUGACCGGUCCAACCGAUCAGAACCAGCCCAGUUCUCCCAGCAGGACAAACCCAAACUGCUGGUUCCUGAACGUUAGGAUGAAGUUUUGACAUGUUAGAAAAAACAGAAGCAGAAACAAAAUGGCUGAAAAUGAAAAGAAGCUUCUUCAUUUCCUGGAUGUUUUCAUCUCUGUUUGAUUUUUAUUGUUUUAUAUAAAGAUUUAUUCUGCUGUCAGUAAAAAGUUACUAAUAGUUUCAGUUUUAGUGGAUAUUAUUGAUGUUUUUAACUUUAUUAUUUCUGCUGUGGAUAGAAAUGAACUUUGUUAUAGUUUGAUGUUUUAUUGUGGAGGGAACUACAGGAAGUGAAGUCGCUCUGCGGUCAGGCUGAGGCUGAAGCUGCAGGCGUCUACAGGAACCGAUUCUGGGUCAGAACCGCUCCGUCCACCAGACCAACACCUCAUUUCAAACACUCUGAGAUCAGAACCGGGUCAAACUGGUACCAUGUUCAGGUCUGGGGCUGGUGGGAGGAGCAGGUUGUAACUUUUCCUUCACAUCAAAAUAAAUCUGAGUUAAUGUAACUUUAUUUCAUAAAACAUGAACUCAGGUUAUUAUAGGAAAUCCUGCAGGUCCAGAUGUUUAUAGGUCCAGAUGUUUGGACCUGCAGUUCUGUUCCUCAGCCUGCACCGGGCCCGGUUCCACCAGAACCGGCUCCUCCUAACAGGUUCUGUGUGUUUCUGUCAGAGAUCAAAGUUCUGCUCUUGUAACCAGAACUGGACCUUUUGAUGCUGCAGCAAUAAAA
Xiphophorus maculatus (southern platyfish) is the source of this 2415-nucleotide messenger RNA. Its product is annotated as sodium/hydrogen exchanger 9B2-like. NCBI's taxonomy places the organism in Eukaryota, Metazoa, Chordata, Actinopteri, Cyprinodontiformes, Poeciliidae. The record is from RefSeq and is a predicted model, not a curated record. Gene Ontology annotation, molecular function: antiporter activity. Bases 19 to 1632 code for a protein of 537 amino acids. Gene Ontology annotation, cellular component: membrane. Gene Ontology annotation, biological process: proton transmembrane transport. The transcript has 15 exons.